This is a messenger RNA of Girardinichthys multiradiatus, 7702 nucleotides long. It is a transcript of the gene syt7b, whose product is annotated as synaptotagmin VIIb. The transcript has 13 exons. Lineage: Eukaryota; Metazoa; Chordata; Actinopteri; Cyprinodontiformes; Goodeidae. The coding region runs from base 445 to 2478 and encodes 677 amino acids. Gene Ontology annotation, molecular function: calcium-dependent phospholipid binding; clathrin binding; SNARE binding. Gene Ontology annotation, biological process: regulation of dopamine secretion; regulation of calcium ion-dependent exocytosis; cellular response to calcium ion. Gene Ontology annotation, cellular component: synapse; axon; synaptic vesicle. The record is from RefSeq and is a predicted model, not a curated record.
AGUCUGGUUGUGCCGUGAUGAAGACCUCUGAUAAAACGAUCAGCAUCACCGAGGGAGUGCAGAUUUCUCGCCUCAUCCCCGAGCAGACGACCUCCUACCGACUUACUUCACGUCACCCCGCCCGUCUGCCUGCCGUCUCCUCCUUUAAACCAUCUGCUCCGAUCAGCCCUUUGAGGGAAUCCGGACUCAGACGAUAAACAUACUCGGAGAGAAAGUGGAUAGAGCCACAACACAGACUCCAAACCUCACCUAGACUACAUGCUCCAACUGGAGGAGAACAGAGAGGAGAACGCACAGCGCACAAGUGCAGGCGCGUCCCCUUGUGCCACCAGAACAAGGAAUCAGGCGGGCAAAGAGAGCAGAAAUUAAUUGGAAUAAGAGUUCACCUCGACAAGUCUUUUGGGGAAGCGCACAGCUUAGUUAGAAGACAGUCUAAAUGAGUACAUGGUAAGAAGAGUCAUGCAUCUCAACAGAGAAGAAGACGGCAGCAAAGGCUCAGUUUCACUCAGUGUAUUCCUACUCUCUGUUGCAGUCCUAGUAUGUGCCGUUUGGCUCGUAGCUUUAUGUGGCAUCUGCACCUGGUGUCAACGUGUACUGGGGAAGAGGAAUAAACCAGGGAUGGAAGCUGCCAGCUCUCCAGAUUCUGUGAGAGGUCGAGGGGAAAAUAAAGCCAUCAAUGAUCUUGACAGAGAUUUUUGGAAUAACAAUGACAGCAGCAACGUGCAACAGAGGUGGAGCUCCUACCCGCCCAAGGAGUUCCUUCUAAAUAUGUCUCCCUAUGCUCCCUACGGAGACCCUCGCCUCACUCCCAAUGGGGCUGUGGAUAAGGGUGGGCAGGGCGGAGCUGGACCCUCACCAGGGGCCAGUGACAGCGGGGGUGGCGCUUGCUCCAGUACAGGGGCGGGACCAAGUCGCAGUGACAGCAUUCGAAGCAUGGUGACGGGGGGCAGCAAGGCCGGGCGCUGGCAGACGAUCCAAAGCCACAUGCAUGCCGGAGCCCUGCGGUUUAGCAAUUUCGGGGACACCUCCCUCUCAUCUGCCUCCACUCUGGAGCACAUCCCGUCCUCUGCUGUCGCGCGCCCCCGCCCUCUGGUCCGCCAGCAGAGCCUCCAACAGCCCCUCACUCACCAGCCCCCUCCGGGUCCCAACGACCCCCCGGUCACCUCACAGAGUCUGGGCCAGCUGCACACAGGUCCAGGCGCCGGGGGCCACCGUGGGGGCCCACGGGGGGUCCGGGGGAGUCCGGCUGGAGCUUCCAGAUAUAGAGGGACAGGGGCUGGCCGGUCACGGUCAAAUCCAGGAAGCUGGGACCACAUGAUGGAGCAGAUUCGCCACAGAGGUCUGGACGUCAAGUCAUUCCUUGAGGGGAAGAUGGUUGUUCUGUCUCUAGCAAUCGGGCUGGCUGAACAGGAUGACUUUGCCAACCUUCCAGAUCUCCAGGAAGCUCCGGCAAGCAAAGAAAAUGAAACCACACCAGACAAAAGAACUCCAGGAAACAAACCAGGCAGCAGCCCCAGAGGUCAGACCCCAGAUGAAACCGGACGUCGCCAAGGGCAGAACCACGAAGCCAACUCUUCUGGCAACGACUUGGCCAACUCAGUCACCAGUGACAUGCUUAUGCUGUCACCAGGUUCUGAGGAGGACGAACACGAGGGUCCAGUGUGUGAGAAACUGGGUCGAAUCCAGUUCAGUGUUGGAUACAGCUUUCAGGACUCCACUCUCACUGUCAAAAUUCUCAAGGGCCAAGAUUUGCCUGCUAAGGAUUUUUCAGGCACGUCUGAUCCUUUUGUGAAAAUUUACCUGCUCCCAGACAAGAAGCACAAACUGGAGACUAAAGUCAAGAGGAAGAAUCUAAACCCCCACUGGAAUGAGACAUUUUUAUUUGAAGGCUUCCCAUAUGAAAAGGUGGUUCAGAGGACUCUAUACCUGCAGGUUCUUGACUACGACCGAUUCAGCAGGAACGACCCCAUAGGGGAGGUGUCCAUCCCCCUCAACAAGCUGGACCUGGCCAACAUGCAGACUUUCUGGAAGGAACUGAUACCGUGUAGUGAUGGCAGUGGAAGUCGAGGGGAUCUCCUGGUGUCCCUGUGCUAUAAUCCCACAGCCAACACUAUCACUGUGAACAUCAUCAAAGCACGCAACCUCAAAGCCAUGGACAUUGGAGGCACUUCUGACCCCUAUGUAAAAGUGUGGUUGAUGCACAAGGACAAACGCGUGGAGAAGAAGAAGACAGUGGUAAUGAAACGCUGCUUGAACCCUGUUUUUAACGAGUCCUUUCCCUUUGACGUGCCGGCCCACGUGUUGAGGGAGACCACCAUAAUUAUCACUGUCAUGGACAAGGACAGACUCAGUCGCAAUGAUGUCAUUGGAAAGAUUUAUCUUUCAUGGAAAAGUGGCCCUGCAGAGGUAAAACACUGGAAAGACAUGAUAAGUCAUCCUCGUACCACCGUGGCCCAGUGGCACUCUCUGAAAGCCUGAGGGGCCCAGCAGCCAAACUGCCUAAAGUGUCCCCUCCCCCCACCGAGAAGUCAGUGUGAGCGUCUCAGCACACAUCCCUAAAUGCAGCAUUGGGCUGUAGACCAUGUAUUCACCUCUUUGUUCUCAGGCCUCUUUGAUAUUCCUCGCCCUCAGUCCUUGUGAAUCAGCCCUAAGAUUGCACCCUCUUGUCAAGUUCUGAUUGCCACCUGACUCCUUCACAACGGUGUGUCUGAACUUAAAAAUGUCUUUGAUGUCUUAGCUCCCUUUUGCCCUUCUUCUAUACCAUUUAUUUCUCAAGAUAUCUCUCAAUCUUUCUUCCAUCAUAUCAGCCAUUCCUAGAGUCUAACAUCAGAGCAGCUGCUCUUGCUGCCCAUGGGUACAAACUACCAACCAAAAAUGAAUCAAACUGAUAGUCAAAUCAUCCUCUGUGGCAGCAAGAGGGACUGUGUUUGAGAGUGUGACCUGUGGGAAUCAUGUACCACCUCACGUCCGAUGUCUACACUUCCAUUUUCGUCUCUGAUCCUUCAUAUCCUCAAAAUGCCUAAAAAAACAAAAUCAGGAAACGGACACAGGCAAUGAAGAAGUGACAGACUGAAUUUCAAACAGACUAGAAGUGGAUUCUGUUGUUAAACUUUUCUUUGAUCAUUUUCCCUUCUCACUGCCACCACUGUAAUAAUUCUCCCCUGGCUGGAACCCUUUUGUCGUCUGUGCGUGAUGUGAGUGACGUGCCGUAAUCCCAAAUGAUGUUCUUCAACAAAAAAAAAGGGGUAUGAACAUGAACAUUUAACACUGGUCUGAAAAGGCGAGUGUGGAAAAUAUUUUUCUUUUAUAAAAGAAAUCCCUCUGGACCAGAAAAAGUGAUUAUUGUAAUUUUUCUUUAUUUUUUAUGUUUUUAAAAAAUGUUCCUUCAGACACGAAAAAUAAGCAAAAAGCCUCUUCCAUCUGUGUGGUAGUGUGGAUAAAUGUAUGUGUGAGGGAGUAUUUUAGACCUGCACUGCUCAAUUAAAGAUAUUAAUGAACUCAAAAUUCCCCUUAUCAUGAUGGUAGAUUUGGUAAAAGAUAUUAAAAACGGACGUUUGCUGAAUUUUCUGGAAGGACACCAAAAUUAUAAAUGCACAUAUAUCCAGAACUUUGUAAAUGCCACUUAAAACAAACUAAAGCAUUUUUAUACUUGCAGCACCUUUGAACCUGAUAAAGAUGUGUAAAACUCCUUCAAGUAAAUUAUUGUUUUAUUGCAGCAGCAAAAUUUGCUGCAGUUUACUAACAAUCAUGUUUGAAUGUUCUUUUUACCUCCCUUAACCAUCCUGCACACAAAGAGUGGUGACUGAAGAAAAUUAGGCCCUUGUCCAGGGUUGUUUGGCACAGUUCCAGUUGGUUUAAACAUUUUAAUUAUUGCUAUUAUAUGUAGUGUAUAUAUGAGCAAAUUUAGGUGAGUAACUAUUUUCCUGUAGCCAUUUCUUGAUUUGUAAAGAUCACACAUCAGCCUUACCUAAAUAGCAUGUUUUCUUGUGUUUUCCAUUUUUAAAAGUGACUUAGAAAAUCAUAUUUGUUCAUAUAUUUAUGUUAAAAUAGGAUUUUUCCCCAACUGAAUGCACAAAUGCACUGGAUUUGUUACUACUAUAAAAUAUACAUUUAUUUAAAGGUUGUUUACUCAUCUUUAUCAGGUUUUCAGUUAAUUGUGAACUGCUGUGUAUGCCAUAAGUGUGAUCUGUUAAAAAACAAUUAUUGCAAUGACCUAAAUCACCUCAGUAUCACAUCAUAAUGAUGUUAGUGAUUUCUUAGUAAAGAGUGCAAAACUUAAUGCUUACGUUUUUUAUAAAACCGGUCAAAUUACAUAGGAUGUUUGUGGGUGUAUAGUUGAAACAAAUUUGUCAUCUUGGCAAAAUGACGGAAAUCCAAAUAUAUUUUUAACACAGUAAUUUUUUGUCAGUUUUAAAAAAAAGGAAAAAAGUCUUAGCAUGAUAAUAAUGUUUUUUUGUGUAUGUUUAUUUGUAUAGAUCAUAAUGCAUUUAAAUACAAAAACACUGCCAGCGUGAAGCAACAAACAAACUAAAAGAUAGAUGAAAAACUGGAUAUUUAAAGCAAGAGUUGAAACACACCCUAAUGGCAACAGAUGAAGUAAAUAAGUCAUUAUUUAAUUUUGCAAGAAGGUUAGUUUUAUCUCAGGAAAGUUGAUAUUAAAAUGCCAAAAUGACACAAUAGAAAUUAUUGAAUCAAUCCACCGGAAUAAAAAUUUGUUCCUGACAGAGAAAAUUGACUCACGGUCCUUUUUUUGUUCUUCACUGCUGAUGUUGAGCUGAUGUUUUCCUCUUUGAGACAAUGUUCUCAAAGUCUAUAGAGAUGCAGUAAAAAGGAAAAAUCAAAGUACAUGUUUUGUACUUCUCCUUUUCUUUUCUUGUUCGGUAAUUUCAUACGAACUGACGGGCUAUAAAAACAGGAAGUAAAUGACCAGAGAGUAAAUUGUGGCAUAAUUACACAUUCCAAUAACUUAAAACUACACUGAUGCACUGAGCUGUGCCUUAAAGCACAGAGUACUGCAGUGCCCAGACUUAGUUAGAGCUGAUUUUAUGUUGGGCUUGGGGUCUGAUUGAAGUACAGGUCAGCCUCCUAGGUGUGUGUUUUACUGGCUGAGCUUGACCUCCAUCAAGUCCCACAUAGGCACGUAUUGAUCACAUGAAUGAGAACAAAUGAGACUAAUAAAAAUCUGAGGGGAGUACUUUUACAUUCCGCAGUUUGUGUUUGUCUUCUGGAGGUGUGUACGUGUGUCUGCGCUUUGUGUGACUGUCGAUAUUUGGACUUUUUACUCUCUGUGUGCAUCUACAAUGAGUUAGAAUUUGCCAUUUUGACACUGAUCUGCAUUGUUUACUGUUUUUUAAUCCUGUAUAAACUCAAAUGUAAAAAGGCAAGUGUUGUUUUUUUGUUUUCUUAAAGAUUAUCCGUUUUUGUAAGACUCACUGCACUUGUUAACGACAAUUCUGGAGCAAACCUCUCUUCAUAGCAGGGUUAUUUUCUUGUGUCUGGUUUGGCUCGAGUGGCAAAAAUCUCUAAAAGAAGCCUUUCGAGAUUAAACCUCCUUAAUCUGACUAUCAUGAAUAAGUUUUUGUUUAGAGCAAAGCAGCUUCCAGUAUUCUGUCCUGGAUGUCUGAUCCGCCCUUCCGAUCUGAUCCCAUCUCACUCAGCGAAAAAGGCGUCUUCUUAACAUCUCAGCUGGCGCUCCACCAAAAUGCCCCCGUCAUGCACACAUGCUUCCUGGCACAAAGUGUGCUGCAUGUGCCUUGUAAACUCUGCCACGCCUUGCUGUUCACCAUAUGCGCUCCUACUCAGUUUGUCAGGAAGGGGGGAGGGUUAAAAAAGGGUGAGACAGGAGAUAAUCAGAAUCAUCAGCUCUUUGCAUCGCUGUUAGCUAAGUCUCAGGUCAUAGCGGAGUGUUGAGAGCCUCCUAAAAUAAGCAGCAACAGAAUCGUCUGUCUGUGUUGAAUGCUUGUAGAGCAGUGUAGAUCAGAAGAUUUUAAAUACUGAUUAAAAAGUAGUCAAUGUCAAAGGUCAUGACAAGGUCAUUUUAAGGAAAGGAAAUGUAGUUUAUAUUUUGGUAGAUAUGGUUGAAACUAGAUAUUUACAUACACUGCAUAAACACAGAUACAAUCUUUUUUUUCCUCACUGUGCUGCUUUGGGUCAAGUAGGAUUAACAAAUGAAUUUCUGUUUGCUAAAUAUCAGAAUGAUGGAUAUUGUUUAGAUGUUCUUUUUUCAGAUUCAGAAGUUUACAUAGAGUUCCUUAGUACUUGUUAGAAUUGCCCUUUAAACUGCAAAACUUGGGUCAAAUGUUUAAAGUGUCCUCCAGAAGCUUUUCACACUGGUUUGCUGAGAUUAUGGCCCAUUCCUCCUAAUAAAACUGACGUAACAGAGUCAGGUUUGUAGGCAGCCUUGUUCACACACCUUUUCAGCUCUACCCCCACAUUUUCUAUUGGAGUGAGGUCAGGGCUUUGUGACAGCCACUCUGAAACACUGAUGUCUUAUGACAUAUUUGCACAUAAUGUUCUUCAUUCAUGAUGUCAACUAUUUUAUUAAGUGCACCAGUCCCUUCUGCACCAAAACAUUGCCCCAACAUGAUGCUACCACCCUCAUACUUCACUGUUGUGAUGGUGUUUUUACACUUGCAAACUUUACCAUUUUUCCUAUAAAUGUAACAUUGGCCAUUGUGGCAAAACACAAUGCAUCUCCCCAAAAAUUAAGGUCUUCAUUCCUGAGUGCAUUUGCAAACUUUAAUUUUUUAUGUUACUUUUGGAGUAAUCGCUUCUUCUGUCGUUGCAGUAUGGGUUUUACUGUGGAUAACGAUGCUCUGUUAGCAGCUUUAGACAGCAUCUCCACAAGGUCUUUUGCUUUUGUUGUGGGUUAAUUUGCAGAUUAUGCACUAAAAGAUGUUAAUCUCUGGCCCACAGAACCCAUCUCCUCCCUGAACUCUGAUGGUUAGACAUUCUCAUGGUGUUUAUAAUUUUUCAAACAGUUGAACGUGGCACCUUCAGGCAUCUGGAAAUUUUAAUUAAGGAUGAACCACACUUUUGAAGGUGAUUCUGGAUGUAUUUUGGAUAUCUUGGAAGAUUUCUUUUGAUUUUUCCUUGAUGUCACACAAGAAUCUGAAGCAUUUGAGGUGCUGCUUUAAAAUACUUCCGCAGAUGUACCUCCGUUUAACCUAAAUGUUGGGAAUCAGAAGCAUAGAUAGCCUUGACCUCAUCAUCUGAGCUUUCCUGAAUUGUUUAAGGGCAUAGUAAUGGUGGUGCAUGUAUACUUUGAAGUAUUAAAAUAUUCUCUAAAAAAAAAUUAUCCUCAUUAUUCUGGUAUCUAAAAAAGAGAAGUAAUUUGGGUAAUCCUAAUGGAUCUAAAACAAGAAAGGUUUAGUUAAUGUCUGACAGUGAGGAAAAAGGGGUUAAGUGUCUUUUUUUUUACCAUGUAUAUAAAUAUUUGGUUCCAAAGCAGUAAAUCAGAGUUUUAGUUAGAAAUGUUUGUUUUAACAACUCGAGCUAAAAUUCAUCUUUCUACACACUUCACAUUGCCAAUUAACCACACUAAUAACGUUUACUGGACAAUGUCGUAUUCUGUUUCAGGGCAUUCUCUUAAGGAACUGCUGGUAACAAAGAAAGGUUAACUAGCAACAUUUUCAUUUAUAUGAUGUACAGAUAAUUGUGAAGUGUCCUGUAUGUAAAAUAAAAAGAAGAAAGUAAAUAUUUA